GAUUAGCACACGCGUGCCUGAAGCAGAUAAGGCUGUUUACAAGUCUCAAGCCUUCCCUCCUCCAUCUCCGAGUAGCUGAAGAGUGAUAACCAUGGCGACAAGCUCUCAUCUCUUUCCUCAGGCAUUGCACAUGAUUCCGACUAGUCAGCCAUCGAAGAAACUAGGGUUUUCGUCGUUCCUAUCAUGCGCACCUUCGAUGAAUCCUCCUCGUCUAUCAGUGUCUAGGCUAUCUCUGAACCACUCCGUCUCGAAAUCUAGCUUCUCACUCGAUGCUAAGGCGAGACGAGAGGUUCUCGUUAGAGCAGAAGGUGAAGGUGAAGGUGAAGGUGAAGGUGAAGCAGAGGAAGCUGUUGAUGAAGGCAAUGUAGAAGAGGUGGUCGAAGCCAAAGCUCCACGAAAGGCGAGAGUCAAGCUCGGAGACGUAAUGGGGAUACUGAACCUCAAAGCAAUUGAGGUAUCCGAGAAAGUGAGACCUGUUCCUGAAAUCAGGACUGGAGAUAUCGUUGAGAUCAAACUGGAAGUUCCUGAAAACAGACGUAGGUUGUCUAUCUACAAAGGCAUAGUCAUGUCUAGACAAAACGCUGGCAUCCACACUACCAUUCGUAUUCGCAGGAUUAUUGCUGGUAUUGGCGUUGAAAUCGUGUUUCCCAUAUACUCUCCCAAUAUCAAAGAGAUAAAAGUUGUGAGUCACAGAAAAGUGAGAAGAGCAAGGCUUUACUACCUCAGGGACAAGCUUCCCCGUCUCUCCACUUUUAAGUGAUCACCAGCCACUGUGCUGUGUCCGAACCUCCAAAGGUGUUAAUCUUCCCUUGUGUUCUUUGUUCAUGUAAGAAUUGUUGCUUUCUAUUUUCUUUUUUUCUUUUCUAAGCUUGUAAGUCAUGGCUGCACAUUCUUCUGAGAAAGUAAAUCAAAGAUUAGUCGAGAUUCCAGUUGGUGAAUGUAGACAUGGUCCUUGUUUGAUAAUGAAAUGAUAUAUGACCCUUUUAGGACUU
This is a messenger RNA of Brassica rapa (field mustard), 992 nucleotides long. Its product is annotated as 50S ribosomal protein L19-1, chloroplastic. Gene Ontology annotation, cellular component: ribosome. Gene Ontology annotation, molecular function: structural constituent of ribosome. The record is from RefSeq and is a predicted model, not a curated record. Gene Ontology annotation, biological process: translation. NCBI's taxonomy places the organism in Eukaryota, Viridiplantae, Streptophyta, Magnoliopsida, Brassicales, Brassicaceae.